Messenger RNA from Nematostella vectensis (starlet sea anemone), 2358 nucleotides. RefSeq names its product KH domain-containing, RNA-binding, signal transduction-associated protein 2. Bases 117 to 1328 code for a protein of 403 amino acids. Gene Ontology annotation, molecular function: mRNA binding. NCBI's taxonomy places the organism in Eukaryota, Metazoa, Cnidaria, Anthozoa, Actiniaria, Edwardsiidae. Gene Ontology annotation, cellular component: nucleus. The transcript is spliced from 9 exons. The record is from RefSeq and is a predicted model, not a curated record. Gene Ontology annotation, biological process: regulation of alternative mRNA splicing, via spliceosome.
CCAUGAGGGAUCAAAUGCAAAGCGAGCACUUCGCGCCAAUUGACCUUCCCUCACAUAGCUCCGUGUCUUCGUAGAAUUUAUACAGAUAGUAGUUUUAUAAUAUAUAUCAUAACGACAUGGAGUCGGAGCCAAACUAUCUACAAGACCUUCUAGCUGAAAAAGAAAGCUUAGACCCGUCAUUUAUCCAUUGCAUGAGGCUUUUAACAUCGGAAAUCAACAGGGUCCAAAGUGGCGGCACGCUUGUGAUGUCCCCCAUGUCUGAAGAUGAAAAAGCAAAAAAUGGAGAGAAGGGAGAAGGCAGUGAAGAGGACCCACUUGUAGAAGGGGGACAACGCCCUCCUAGGGAGCGACGUGAGCCUAGACAAUGGAGAAGGCCCUUUCCCACUGAGGAAGGCAAACUAUACAAGCCUGUUAAAUUAUCAGAGAAAGUCUUUAUCCCAGUUAAAGACCACCCGAAGUUUAACUUUGUUGGCAAGUUGCUUGGCCCCCGUGGCAACACAUUCAAGCGGCUGCAGAACAGCACUGGCACCAAGAUGUCAAUAUUGGGCAAGGGUUCCAUGAGAGACAAAGAAAAGGAGGAAGAAUUGCGUGCUACUGAAGACCCCAAAUAUGCCCACUUGGGUGAGGAACUUCAUGUGCUGAUUGAGGUGGAGGCACCCCCGGGUCAGGCACACGCCCGUCUUGGCAUCGCCAUAGAGGAGAUAAAGAAAUACCUGAUCCCAGAGAUGAACGAUGAGAUUCAUCAGGAACAAAUGAGAGAAAUGGCUAUCCUCAACUCAAUAGAAGACACCAACAACAACCCAGCACCUCCCCAGGCAGCACAACCCUUACCAACACCCACCGCGCGAGGGAGACCCAGGCCACGCCCUAUUGCUGCCACACCAGGCCACCCACUAGGGAUACCUGUAAGCCGAACUGGACCCCCUAUUGGCAUGAGACCCAGAAUCUCGCACCACCACCAGACGCUUACUGCAGCUGCCAGGUCUGCGGCAGGGCUGCCGUCGUCACCAACACUUGCACAGCCUGCACCUAGAGCGCAGGCUCCACACGCAGGAGAUCCUUAUGUUAUGCAACAGUUGAUUAUUCCAGAUCAGACGCACCAUCUGGAGCGUCUACCCAUUCAUGAGACCUACGACCCCACAUAUGCUGCGUAUGAGGCUGCUUACGCUGAGGCGGACGAUGUCCAGUACUAUGACUAUGGGCGUGGUCCCGCCGAGAUCUAUGAGACGGCCUACCCAACUGCUGUCAGACUUCAGCCCACUGGCUACAAGACACCUCAACUUAGGCCAGCAAAGAAAGUUGCGCGUGAAGCUACUUUGCCAUAUUAAAGCGAUUUACAUAAAUGAUCACCUGGCACUAUUUUUAUAGCCACUUUUAUAUGUUUUUGGUCUAGAACAGAACUUAUGACCAUGGGUCACUCUUGUUAGGGCGUGGGAAGUAAGUUAUAGUGAUUUCUUAGUUGUUUACAGCAAGUCAUUGCCUACAGUAAUUUAAAAUGGAAUUGCCUUCUGAUUAAACUUUCCAUAAAAAAUAUAUUCUAUAUGACUAGUCCCAUAAAAUAUCACAAGAUGAUCUGGAAUUAUCCUCCUAAAACUCUCUCCUAAACUUUACUUAAAUAAGCCUUAUUAAAACCACACACCUGAUAAUCACAAAUAAAUCACAUCUGAUAAAUCGUAGGUAGUUUAUACUUGUGUUCUUGCCACAUAUCACCAUCUUUACUCAGUGCACAAGGAAAUAAACUUAUUAAGAAUACUAAUAACUUAACCCUUUCCCCUGUUGAUGAUUUAUAGAGAUGUGUGUUUUAUGAUAGGGCUAAUAAAGUUUUAUGGUUCUUUUGAGAGAAACCUAUUGUAAAAUUGCUUAACUGCCUUUAUGAUUAUUGAAUAAUUAAUAAAGAAGUGAACAAUUAAAAAUGUGUUGUUUUCCUAAACAAAUCUAAAUUUAAACUACCUCUAAAAACGUUGUAUCUAAUAUUUGUCUUACCCAGAUGCAGGUUUUAAUGCAGCAACAGUCUGCAAGUUUAAUACUAAAUUCCUGAAUAACUUUCUCACUUGUCCCAAAUCUAAAUUUGAAUAAGGCCUGAAAUAUUAAAUUAUAAAACCAUUGAAAACUCUACAGAUAUAAAAUAUUAAAGGCAUCAGAAGGCAUUCGCAAGUAAAACCUGGAUGUGUUCUAACCGAGUUUCAGCAUUUUCAAUAAGAGUAUUUUAAUAAGAUGACAGUCUUGUACAAUUAGUCAUCUAGCGUUUGUAAACAUAUUUUUGUAUUGAGAUUGAUUUUUCUAAGGAAAAGGAUAUUUUUGACAAUUCCUAUCUUUUGUAUUCAUACUACUCAUAGAAAUAAAGGAAUCGAAGUUGUU